Rattus rattus (black rat) is the source of this 912-nucleotide messenger RNA. RefSeq names its product aminoadipate-semialdehyde dehydrogenase-phosphopantetheinyl transferase (gene Aasdhppt). Lineage: Eukaryota; Metazoa; Chordata; Mammalia; Rodentia; Muridae. The record is from RefSeq and is a predicted model, not a curated record. Gene Ontology annotation, cellular component: cytosol. Gene Ontology annotation, molecular function: holo-[acyl-carrier-protein] synthase activity; magnesium ion binding.
AUGUUGUUCCCCGCUAAGAGGCUGUGCUUGGUACCAUCCAUGGAGGGCAUUCACUGGGCUGUCUCCUGUGCCACCUGGCAGUCAAUGAGCCACUGGCUUCUUAUGGUGUGGUUGAUCCAGCCUGAGGAGAAGGAGUCCAUCCGCCAGUAUGUUUGCUGAGACUCCAAGGAGGCCAUGACUUGUUGUCUGAUGAUAAAAUUAGUUACAGAGAAAUUGAAUAUCCCUUGGGUUCAUAUCCAUCUGCAGAAAACUUCAAAGGGAAAGCAGGUUCUUGUGAAAGAUUCAUUGAAUCCCUAUCCCAAUUUCAACGUAAACAUCUCUCAUCAAGGGGACUAUGUAGUUCUUGCUGCAGAACCUGAGUUACAAAUUGUCAUUGAUAGCAUGAAGACUAGUUUUCCAGGUCUUGAUUCAAUUCCAGAAUUCUUGCCUAUUAAAAGAAAGUUUACCAACAAAGAGUGGGAAACAAUCAGAAGUUUUAAUGAUGAAUGGACUCGAUUGGAGUUUUACCAGCACUGGGGGCUGAAAGACAGCUUCAUAAAAGUCAUUGGUGCAUUGGGAUUUGAAAUGCAGUGGCUAGAAUUUGACGUAUCUCCAUUAAGCAUGGACACUGGCCAGGUUUAUAAGGAAACACGUUUGAUUUUAGAUGGGGAAGAAGAAAAAGAAUGGGCCUUUGAGGAAAGCAAAAUAGAUGAACACUACUUUGUUGGAGUGGCUGUUAGGAGGCCUGAUGGAUCUAGACAUCAAAAUGUUUCAUAUCAAGAUAAUUCUAAGCCAUCCCAGGGGAAGCUUAUCAUCCUUAACUUUAAUGAUUCGGUAGCAUCGGCUAUUCCUAGGACACCUGAGGAUCCUUCAUUUUGGGACUGUUUUUGUUUCACAGAAGAAAUUCUAGUACGGAAUGGUACCAGGUCAUGA